AUGAGCCCUUCAUGGUGGCGAAGUGUUAAACCCAAGAAACGCAGCUCACGACAAGGCUCGCCCCAGGCUUCCCCUCUGCCUCCAGUAGCCCCUCCUCCACCAGCCUCGACGCCUCCCCAAAAGUCGCCGGCAAGCCUCCAAGACCGGCUCUGGAACCAAGCAUACGACGAGCUCAAGUCGAGCGAAUCCGAGAUAGUCAAAGCAUAUGAGAAAUUUCUUUUAACCGAACUCCAGGAUGGAUGCUCGGGUACCAUCACGGCCAAGAACCAGAUCGAGGUCGAUUCGGAAAAGAGAUGGCACCAGAUGCAACGGCUCACUCAGGCCGGGCUGCAAAGGACGGAGAAGAGCGCCUCUGUUAAGCAAAAGAUCAGCAACGGAAUGCAGAUCAUAUCUCCUGUGAAGGCAGUCAUGGAAAAGGCCGUGCAAGCUGCCCCCCAAGCCGCAAUUGCCUGGGUUGGCGUCUCUUUUGCUUUUGAGAUACUUGCGAACCCGCUCACCGAGCCAGGCAUCAACCGUGACGGCAUCUCCUACGUCAUGUUGACUAUGGAUUGGUACUGGAACCUGGUGGAUCUCCUCCUUGACGAGAAGAGUGCGGGACCGGCCCUUGAAGGGCUGCGGGGCCAGCUCGAGAAGCACAUCGUCCAGCUAUAUCAGAAACUCCUCCUCUAUCAGAUGAAGAGUGUCUGUCUCUAUCACCGGAACUUGGUCGCCGUCUUCUUCAGGGAUGUUGUCAAACUAGACGACUGGACCGGCCAGCUCGACGACAUCAAGGCUGCGGAGGGCCACGUAAAGAGCGUCUCAAAACAGUACAAUUCCGAAAAGAUGCAUAAACACCUCCUAGAUAUGGCUGCCAUCGCGAUGCUUCAGUACGAGCAGCUUCAAGGUAUCACCUCUGCUAUCCAGGACCUAGCCAGACUACAAGAGGAGACCCGGCAUAAUCAGGCAGACAAAGACUGCUUGAAGGAUCUCUUACAGACGGACCCUCGCCACGAUAAGACACGUAUCCAGGACACAAAGGGUGGCCUCCUUCGAGAUUCGUACAGCUGGAUUCUAGACCACCCGGACUUCCAGCUAUGGCGUAAGGAAGCGCAGAGCCGCCUGCUCUGGAUUAGGGGCGAUCCGGGCAAGGGAAAAACGAUGCUCGUGUGCGGCAUCAUCGACGAGCUAGAGAAGGACCCUGCCAACAAGCUAUCAUACUUUUUCUGCCAAGCCACUGAGAGAAGCCUCGACAAUGCGACAGCUGUACUACGAGGUCUAAUCUACUCUCUUGCAGCACAGUACCCGCGGCUUAUAUCAUACGUUCGUGAUGAGCACGACAGUGGUGGCAAGCAGCGAUUUGAGGGCCUGAACGCCUGGGAAGUCAUGUCGAAGGUCCUCGAAACUAUGCUCCUUGAUCCGAUCCUAGACGGUGUCCUCUUGAUCAUCGAUGCCCUUGACGAGUGUGGGGUGGACCGUCCAAAGCUUCUCAACUUCAUCGCUCGGGUAUCAUCCUCCUCUCGUGCCAAUUGGAUUGUAUCGAGCCGUAACUGGCCGGAUAUUGAAGAAACACUAGACAGCACCACGCAAAAAGUCGCUAUCCGCCUUGAGCUAAACGAAAAGUCUGUUUCCGGAGCCGUCCACACAUACAUCCAGUACAAGGUAGAUAAAUUAGCGGCACUCAAGAGUUAUGAUGACGUAACCCGUAAUACCGUUCAGAACUACCUCAUCGACAACUCCAAUGGCACAUUCCUCUGGGUGGCCUUGGUCUGUCAAGAGCUUGCUAGCGACAAAGUCCGGAAGUGGCAUACACUCAACGUCAUAAAGAAAUUCCCACCAGGCCUUGAGUCUCUGUACGGGCGGAUGAUUGAUCACAUCUCUGAUUCGAACGAUGCAGACCUGUGUAAAGAGAUCUUAGCCACUGUCUCGGUCAUAUACCGCCCUGUCACGUUGCAAGAGCUUAUGUGCAUCAUGCAGUCACCGACACAGUUUGAUAAUGACCUUCAGUUCCUGGAAGAAAUCGUUAGAUCAUGUGGCUCUUUCCUGACUCUCCGAGAGGGAACCGUCUACUUCGUACACCAGUCAGCCAAGGAUUUUUUACUGGACGAAGCAAACAAGGCUUUUAACCAGAUUUUGCCUUUCGGCAUUGCGCAACAGCACCAUACUAUCUUCUUGAGGUCUCUGGAGGAGUUGUCCAGGAAACUCAGACGCGACAUAUAUGGACUAUGCGUCCCUGGGGUCGAUAUAGAGGACGUAUCUCCGCCUGACCCGGAUCCCUUGGCCCCUCUGAAGUACUCUUGCAUACACUGGGUUGACCAUCUAAAGGACUCAAAUUCCGUGGAGGCCACAAUAUGCGGCGAUAUGCAAAUCACUCAUACUUUCCUCAAAUACAAGUAUCUUUACUGGCUGGAGGCUCUCAGCCUCCUGCGCAGCAUGUCACAAGCAGUUUUGGCAGUGCAGAAACUCGAGACGUUGCUUGCAAGCGAAGGAACACAACAGCUUUUCGAGCUAGUCCGAGAUGCCUGUCGAUUUGUUUUGUCUCACAGAUCGGUUGUGGAGAGUUAUCCGUUGCAAAUUUAUAUGACGGCCCUUGUGUUUAGUCCCACUGGCAGCUUAGUGAGACAAAAUUUCCAAGCAGAGGCACCAACCUGGAUCAGUGUAAUGCCAGAUAUAGAAGCGAACUGGAGCGCAUGCCUACAGACCCUUGAGGGCCAUAGCGACGAUGUUACGUCGGUAGCCUUCUCGUCAGACGGCCAGCGGCUUGCAUCAGGGUCAGACGAUCAUACUGUUAAGGUAUGGGAUACAGCAACAGGCGCAUGCCUACAGACGUUCGAGGGCCAUAGUUCUAGGGUUACGUCAGUAGCCUUUUCGUCAGACGGCCAGCGGCUUGCAUCAGGGUCAGGCGAUUAUACCGUUAAGGUCUGGGAUACAGCAACAGGCGCAUGUCUCCAGACGUUCAAGGGCCAUAGCGACUAUGUUAGGUCAGUAGCCUUCUCGUCAGACGGCCAGCGGUUUGCAUCAGGGUCAGACGAUCAUACUGUUAAGGUAUGGGAUACAGCAACAGGCGCAUGCCUCCAGACGUUCGAGGGCCAUAGUUCUAGGGUUACGUCAGUAGCCUUUUCGUCAGACGGCCAGCGGCUUGCAUCAGGCUCAAACGAUUAUACCGUUAAGGUAUGGGAUACAGCAACAGGCGCAUGUCUCCAGACGUUCAAGGGCCAUAGCGACUAUGUUAGGUCAGUAGCCUUCUCGUCAGACGUCCAGCGGCUUGCAUCAGGGUCAGACGAUCGUACUGUUAAGGUAUGGGAUACAGCAACAGGCGCAUGCCUCCAGACGCUCAAGGGCCAUGGUUCCUGGGUUAGGUCAGUAGCCUUUUCGUCAGACGGCCAGCGGCUUGCAUCAGGCUCAAACGAUUAUACCGUUAAGGUAUGGGAUACAGCAACAGGCGAAUGCCUUCAGACGUUCGAGACUGAAACAGUCAUAACUCAAAUUUCUUUCGAUACGAGGAAUGAUGCGUGCCUCAGCACUAAUAUUGGGACUUUGAGCUUGGGUCCAUCCGUUACGGCGACAUCUUCUCCAGAGGCUUCUUCUCGCAAGCCUUUUAUUCAUGGUUAUGGUAUAGGUUUUGAUAGAACUUGGAUUGUGAAAGAUGGAAAGAGGUUCCUUUGGCUUCCCACGGACUAUCGGCCAGUAGAGUCGGAUGUGGCUGGAUCACGUGUUGCGCUUGGCUGUAGCUCAGGACGAGUAUUAUGGGUGAAAUUACUAGACGUGUAA
Messenger RNA from Colletotrichum spaethianum, 3747 nucleotides. Its product is annotated as vegetative incompatibility protein HET-E-1. The transcript has 3 exons. Gene Ontology annotation, molecular function: protein binding. The record is from RefSeq and is a predicted model, not a curated record. The coding region runs from base 1 to 3747 and encodes 1248 amino acids. NCBI's taxonomy places the organism in Eukaryota, Fungi, Ascomycota, Sordariomycetes, Glomerellales, Glomerellaceae. Gene Ontology annotation, cellular component: nucleus; transcription repressor complex. Gene Ontology annotation, biological process: negative regulation of transcription by RNA polymerase II.